This is a messenger RNA of Tribolium castaneum (red flour beetle), 3846 nucleotides long. RefSeq names its product Ecdysone-induced protein 74EF (gene Eip74EF). The transcript has 8 exons. Lineage: Eukaryota; Metazoa; Arthropoda; Insecta; Coleoptera; Tenebrionidae. The record is from RefSeq and is a predicted model, not a curated record. Gene Ontology annotation, molecular function: DNA-binding transcription factor activity, RNA polymerase II-specific; sequence-specific DNA binding. Gene Ontology annotation, biological process: regulation of transcription by RNA polymerase II; cell differentiation. Gene Ontology annotation, cellular component: nucleus. Bases 621 to 2069 code for a protein of 482 amino acids.
GAAUAUCGCGGGUACUUAGUGUUUAGCUUGCGAGCGCGCCUUCGACUUGCGCACGCUCUCUGACGGUGAGCGCCAGUUCCAAACUUGAAUUUCACCGUUAACCCAAACAAACAAAUCGGUAAAUUGUAUUAUCGAGUUGGGGAUCCGAGUGUUGUGUGUACUUUCGUCGUGGUUAUCUAUGCUCGCAAUUGGGUGCUAAGUGCUGUGGCUUUUUGGAUGCUGUUUGGUGACCUGACUUGACUAGAACCGCUGACGGGCCCUGGAGCCGUAAAUGGCCUGACCCAAUUGUGCCUGGAAUUAUUUUUAUUACUCGAAACUACAAUCAUACUUUGUGUGGUGUUCAGUGCAGUGCUUUUUUUUCAGUGUGGAUUACAUGUUGGAUACGUUUAAAUUACAUGGAUUUCAGAUUUAAGGGAAUCUCGUGUUCAUGUGUUGGAGACGGUUCGACAUUCAUCGCGACAUUUCAAGAUCACUUUUGAUACGGUACCACUUACAAGUAGGGUAGUAGCAGCUGAUUGCCUCGAAGUACAAAGAAAGGGAGGAAGCAAAUAGUCUUGGGGGAAUAGGAGUCCUCCAGCCACAUCGUGGCGGGGACUCACGUCCUAGGGGCUCAGUCGCCUAUGUCGCUGGCGAUGCCCUUUAUCGAUAACGAUCUAUUAUGGAGUUCUGAUCAUGAUGGUAAAAUGGUCGACUUAUCUUCUUGCCUUCAAGAUGCUUCCGUACCUGUGGGACAACAAACAACAGCAGGAAUGGGUUUGGGUGAAUUGUCGCAAUCCGACCUAAGUUCUCUAGUUCCUCCUUUACCAGAAGCGAACAUCGCCGACAACGAGGAGAUUUUUAAGCACUUGUCUGACACGACUUCCAUUGAAAUAGAUACUCUUUUAAAUGAAUUUAACCCAACCCCCUUUAUUAAGCAGGAAGAAAAUAAUAAUAUUCCAAACUGUCCCGAUGAAGCUGCCAAUGGUUCUGCCGCUCACCAGAAGAGCGCGCAAGUGAUGCUUGAAAUGCGCUCUUUGAAAUACACUAUUGCCGCAGCAAAUCCGAUUCUUGCCGAGAAACUCGCGACACCUAGUGAACAAAAUGUCCAACAAGGUGAAAACAACAGUCGACCGCAGCUGGCGCCACUGACACCGAAAGUCGAGAAAGUUGACAAGGAGCAAAACAACUACUUACAUCAACUACUUUCAAGACAGCGUACAGACCUCCAACAUCCCUCAUUGUGUGAUUAUGGCAGAAGAAAGUCAGUGUAUCCCACGACAACCACCGGUUCGUUGCCUCCGAGUCCAGCAGAUUCGGGCGUUUCAGACGUGGACAGUUCGUCCAGCGGUCACACAUCAACCGACGAAUUAAAAGCGAGAUUACAGCCCUCGAUACAUUCUCCCGUAGGAAAUUUAUUUUCAAGACACCCAUUGUCAUGGACGUCACCCGCCCAUCAUGGUCAGCGAGCUCCCAGUCAUAUGCCCCAGCAGUUCUACCAACCCUUCACCUCCAUACCGGAUUCGUACAACAGCUACCUUCUCCAGCAGCACCACCACGUCCAGCAGAACCAGCACAUGCACCACCACAACAGCACCGCCUCCCCUUUUACGACGCCCUCUCCCCCGUCUCCGCCCAUGAGGCACGCCAUCCCCACCUCGGUGAUCCAGGCGGCCACUUCGAGCGUGUACGAUGACGCGUACAUGCUCGGUUUUUCCCCUCGAAAACUGAAGAAAGUCAAGAAGCAAAAAAUCGGCGAACCCGGUUCCGUCAAAAGGAAAAGUCGGGAGGGUUCGACGACGUAUCUGUGGGAAUUCUUGCUCAAACUCCUGCAGGACAGGGAGUACUGCCCGCGGUAUAUCAAGUGGACGAACAGGGAGAAGGGCGUCUUCAAGCUGGUGGACUCCAAGGCGGUGUCCAGGCUCUGGGGCAUGCACAAGAACAAGCCCGAUAUGAAUUACGAGACGAUGGGGCGGGCUCUGAGGUACUACUACCAGAGGGGCAUUUUGGCGAAGGUGGACGGUCAAAGGCUGGUUUAUCAGUUCGUUGAAGUUCCGAAGGAUAUAAUCGAAAUCGAUUGCACGGGCGCGUGAUUGCCUUUUAAUUAGACUUCUUCCAGUGGUGUGGACCACUGUCUCGAGAGUACAACAUACUUAAAACACGAAAUGAAUUUAUUUAUUAGAAAUUAUACGUAGGAACUCUGGUGUAAAUAAAGACAAUAUUGGAAGAGUUGGUUGAAUUCAUACAACGAAUUUUCGCACUUUGCACAUUUCGCUCCGAGAUCUCAAUGUAAAGUGUAACACGAAUCCACUGUCAUAUCUUCGUCAUGGACCUGAUAAGUCAAUCAAGAAUAAGUGUCUUGUCACCUUAACUGGACUGCUAGGAAGGUUGUGAUGUGAAUUAUGUUAUCCAGGUUGUGGUUACUUUAAUAAUUAAACCUGCAAGAGAUUGUAAUUUUUGCACUAUUUCAUACCCGUUGCUUCCCGAGCAAUAAUAAAAUUCCGACAAAAAUUUGGUUUUUGGCAAACACAAGGUGCUUCGCGUGUUAAAUUGUACAGUGAUAAUUUGUUAUUUUGUUGAUUGAAAAGAUUUAACUCGAUUGCAAUGUAAAUAAAAGUUUAUAAAAGCCGUAUGGAUGUUGUUGCUUGUAUGAAAUAGUGAUAGUAAUUGUUAUACUAGAUUUUUAUAAAGUAAGAGAUAUUUAGAUAUUGUACAUUACUUAACAACGGUACGAAGAUUUAAUAUGAAAUGUGAUAGAGAGGAUAAAGUAUUUUGGAGACGUUUUAUAAAUUUUGUUACCUAGUUUAGCGGUGCUCUUACAAGGCGAUGAGACUGUGCGGUGCCUGAAGAUUGACAAAACGCGUUGAAUUGUCAAUAUUUUAGCUCUCUUGAGUGUUCGGCAGAAGAAUAAACUACUAAAAGCUUUGAUCUCAGAUGUACACGCAGGAAAACAGUUUGAUUGAAAAACGCAGAAAAUUGUAAAUAACACUGUUUUUGUACUUAUGAUUGGGUUCCGUUUCUAAUCCGUGUUUCCUUUACGUUUAUUUUCUAAGUGUACAUUCUGUAUAGUAUUUAUUUAAUAACGUCAAGAACUCACAAUACUAAGUUGUAAAUUUUCGUUGUAACGUUCUGUGAUUGUAUAUUUAGUUCCCUUUGUAAAAUUUUCGAAAUUUUCAUUGUAGUGAAUGUUAUUAACGUUGUACCUAAGGUCAAAUGUGUCUUGAAAUUUUACCCAACUCAGUGCGCAAAUCAGGACGAAAUUACAAUUAUAUUAUUAUUAAAAACUAACCCAGGUCUCAAUCUCAGUGAAGUAACUAUACAUAUGUGUAGAAUUAUUAACUAAAUGUACGCACAACAAACAAAAUAGUAACAACAUUCGAAUUGUACGUCCAAAACAUGUGAUAAUUGUCGAAAAUGCAUGCUUGAUCACCUUAGCAUAGAUAUAUUUGUUAUACAUGUUCAGUGGUCUUUUAAAACAUUUUGUUUGUUGCUGUUGGUCCGUUCGGUUUCACCUUCAUGUAUACACAUAUUGUUUGUACUCAAUAAAAAAGAUUUGAACUAAACUAACAUUUGUUGUAAAACAGUUAUUAAUGUUAAAAAGAGUAAAUAUAAAAAUUGCAACUAAAUAAAAAAAGAUUGGUGAUAUUGUCAAAUGUAGGAUAAUAAUGUUGACACGCAAGUUGUAUAUAUUAUAUUGUAUAAUUUUUAUUAUAUUACAAAAUACCUACCUAAGUAUCUACUGAAUUUUAAUGAUUUCAAAUACAAUAUUGUAUAGUUUUAUUUAGCAUAAGACAAGGUACUUUUAUUAUAUAGUUUAUUGUAAUAUUUUGUCUUUACAAAAAUAUGACAUGAAUAAAAUUAUUUGUGUUA